CUGAGCCAUGGGUCAUUGGUACUCAGGCGCGCCACUCCGCCCUGUCCUUCAUGCCGCUUCUCAUGGCAGGGGACAGGCACGGGGCCUCCGCGCUGGUCCCUUGGGUGUUGGCCGCUUGGAAUGGCACUGGGCUUCAUGCAGCGCCGGAGCUCUCGCAAGCUUACCCUGCACCGGCAACGAAGCCAUACGCAGCGCUGCGGAGUCAGUCGCAGGUUGGAGAUGGACGGGAACGAUUUCACUUUGGAGGGUGAACGUCAUCGCAUCUUGUCGGGCUCUGUGAGCUACUUCCGAGUCUUGCCCCAACAAUGGCGCGAUCGCUUGGAGAAGCUGAAGGCACUGGGGUGCAAUGCAGCUGAAGUCUAUAUUCCUUGGAAUCUUCAUGAACCUGAACCAGGGACGUUCAACUUUGAGGGGCGCUGUGAUUUGCUGACUUUUCUGAGCCUUUGUCAAGAGCUGGAGCUGGAUGUGCUCUUAAGACCUGGGCCAUAUAUUUGUGCAGAAUGGGAUCUGGGUGGUCUGCCCUGGUGGUUGCUGAAACGCCCGGAUCCUGUACCUUUGAGGUCGUCGGACAAAGACUUCCUGACGGCCGUGCGCCGCUGGUGGAGUGAGCUCUUGCCGAAACUCGGGCCCUUUUUGGCGGCUCGUGGCGGGCCUAUCAUCGCCAUGCAAGUGGAGAAUGAGUAUGGCUACUGGGGUGCAGACAAGAACUAUUUGGAGGAGUUGAGGACUAUUUUGCUUGAGGAGUUUGGCAGUGAUUGUCCCUUACUAUUCACCAGUGAUGGUACAUUUUGGCCAGACCUACAGCAGAAUGGUGGCUUGGAUGGCAUGCUGCGCACCGCCAACUUUGGCUCAGAUCCUGCACAGCGACUAGCAGAACUGCGUGCAGCACAGCCCCAAGGGCCCUUGUGCAAUAUGGAGUUCUGGAUAGGUUGGUUUGAUGCCUGGGGAGCUUUGACUGGAAAGAGUUUUCGAGAUCCUGCAGAUGUAGCCAGGACCUUGCGAGACACCUUGGAUGCUGGGGCAUCUGUGAACUUCUUCGUGUUCCAUGGGGGCACCUCUUUUGGCUUCUGUGGUCCCGGUGGAAACAUCUCCAAUGUUGGACUUUAUGAACCUCAGGUGACAUCAUAUGAUUAUGGUGGCUUAUUGGAUGAAGCCGGGGAGGUCACUGAGAAGUAUUUGCGAUGUCAGGAAGUGCUGGCAGAUUUCCUGCAGAAGCCAGAGCUGUUGGAGAAGUCCUUUCCAAUGUCGCGGCGGCUGCCGGAAUCGCCGCCAUUGGAAUUGGAGGCAUCGCUAUCACUGGAGGAGUCUUUGCCUGUUAUGGCUACACCCAUCACCUCAGCUGUGCCUGUGCCUGCAGAACAAGUGGGUUUGGGCUAUGGCUACAUCAUGUAUCGGACCAAGGUUCCCAGCACCAACAAGCUGCCCCUGACCUUUGGCAAGGAAGCCAUCCGAGACUUCGCCAGCGUCAUGACGGAGGGACGGGUCUUGGGGACCAUCUACCGGAACGACACCCGUCCGGGGGCGAGGGAGUUUGAUCUGCCGGAGCAGGGCUGUCAUUUGGAAGUCCUGGUGGACAUGAUGGGCCGAGUGAAUUUUGGCCCGGCCCUCCUGACAGAACGCAAGGGCCUCGUUGGUCCGGGCAGUGUGCAACUGGGAUCACCCUUUACUGGCCCGAUGCGUGCAGUGCUGGGAUGGGAGAUUUUUCCCCUGCCGAUGGAUGAAGAAAUGUUGUCGGAGAUUCCAUGGGAUACUCGCAAGGUGAAUAGGCAGUGGAACCGGGGACCUCGCUUCUUUCGGUAUGUCCUUCACGUUCAGCAACCUGCCGACGGCUUUUUGGCCUUGGAUGGAUUCAAAAAAGGCUUCGCUGUGAUCAACGGCUUCAAUCUGGGCCGCUACUGGGAGGUGGGCCCCCAGAGAUCAUUGUACAUCCCUGGACCCGUUCUUCAACGAGGGCGCAAUGAGGUCUUGAUUUUCGACAUCGACAGCCCUGCCUGUGAUAGGGCCCCUCCGGCUCCCAGGAUUGUGUCAAAAGCCAUUUGGUCCUCAGGCGUUUUGCCAGCAGGAGCAAAGGAAGCUGCAGCAACUGUCUCAAGUAUCUUCCAAUCCUGGACAGCUUGAGACGAUCUGGAGCAAAGACUCCAGAGAUAUUUGCCCAAAGUGGUUUGUACAAAGCUGUGUCAUGCUGAGUACCAAAGAAACAUCUAUGCAAAUUGAUUUCUGGAAAAC
Molecule: messenger RNA, 2226 nt
Organism: Cladocopium goreaui
Lineage: Eukaryota; Dinophyceae; Suessiales; Symbiodiniaceae
Source: the annotation of a GenBank genome assembly